AUGAACCUGAUCAAGGUCAGGGAAGAAACUUGUGAUCCCUAUGCAGUAGCUGUCCUGCUUCAAAAGGAUCUUGUUCUUGUGGAUAUUUUGACACCAGGGUGCCCAAGUUUUGAGAAUCCCUACCCCAUGGAUAUUGCCGUUUCACCAGUGACAUCGUGUUAUUACGUUGUCGACUGUCCAUCUGACCUUGUGCCGGCUUUCUACGCUGUCGGCAGUCAUAGCAAACGGGCUCUUGAAACAUCAAAAUCAACAAUUCAGGAAGGCGCUGCUGAAGGGCGGCCAGCUUUGGCAACCACGGAUUUUUUCUCCCCUAAAAGAUGGCCCAUCGAUGGCGGAGAGUGGGGCACUAAUUUGUGCUCUUAUCAGGAGCUCAUCAUAACUGGGUGA
Hydatigera taeniaeformis is the source of this 387-nucleotide messenger RNA. NCBI's taxonomy places the organism in Eukaryota, Metazoa, Platyhelminthes, Cestoda, Cyclophyllidea, Taeniidae. The record is from the annotation of a GenBank genome assembly.